This is a messenger RNA of Planococcus citri (citrus mealybug), 2275 nucleotides long. RefSeq names its product facilitated trehalose transporter Tret1-like. Gene Ontology annotation, molecular function: transmembrane transporter activity. Lineage: Eukaryota; Metazoa; Arthropoda; Insecta; Hemiptera; Pseudococcidae. Gene Ontology annotation, biological process: transmembrane transport. Gene Ontology annotation, cellular component: membrane. The transcript has 3 exons. The record is from RefSeq and is a predicted model, not a curated record. The coding region runs from base 803 to 2188 and encodes 461 amino acids.
CUUUACUGCAUGAAUUGAACCGAAUCCAUGCUUUUAAAAGAAAUGCAGUUUGAAAAUUGAAAUUUCAAAGUUAGGGACCACCCUUAUAAAAAUUUACACGUAGGUAGAUAUCUAUACCUAAACCUAUGUAGUAUGCAACUUGCAUUUUCUCGAUCUCUAAUCACAAAUACAAAGUGAGUCAUUUUCGUUUUAAAAUACGUCCCCACCCACUCGACUCAUCAAUCAUACAAAUAAUAAUUUAUGUAAAAAUGAAAUCAAUGCAACAUAAAUUCAAUAGUUUAGGUGGUACCAGAUAAGAAUAAGGUACCUAAUCUUUACAGAGUGAAUGUACCUAGACCUAGAUACCUAUUUUCUUAUCAUCGAGAUUCUUUGGAAGGCAUUUCGAUACGUAAUCAUUUAGACAAAAUAUCCGUUUGUGUACGUGUGUAUAGUAAAUUCAAUUAACCGUAUCAGUUCCGUGCACACCUUAUAGAUAAGGUACGACGUCUACGUACUUCCUAGAGCAUCGAAAAUUGAAUUUUAGAUAACUUCGAUGAUUGCAACUUUUCGACAAAACUCAUCAGAUAUUUUUAACAAAAAAAGUGAGAUAAUAUUUGUGUCUACUUAUACUUAUAAUGAAUCACAUUCUAAUACGUAAGUAUCAGUUUUGGUUUAGAAUUAAAGCUUGUAUGAUGUGUAACUAUAACCUUUAGUGAAAGUGUUCAAAGUAGACAACAAAAUUUAAUGCUCCAGUGCAAAUGUACUAAUGAAUAAGUGCCAAGAAUAAAUUUUUAAGAAGAAUAUUGACCACUUCGAAGCUAAAAUGAACUCUGAAAAGGAACCCUUGCUACCAUCCAAGAGACCAUUCAUGAAUUAUUCCAUAUCACUCGAGCAACUGAUACUGAUCAUCAUCAUAAUCCUGCCAACACUACCACCAGGAAUGUCAGCCGCAUUUUCAGCGAUUGCUCUACCAAAAUUAGAGCUAAAUUUGGAGCAAUCUUCGUGGUUCGCUAGUUUACCUGUAGUAGGCUCAGUACUUGGGAACAUAUUAACCGGCUACGUAAUCGAUAGAUAUGGUAGAAAGAAGGCUUUUUUCGUCAACACCAUACCAGCAUUCAUCGGAUUAAUUUUUUUGACGGUGGCUGGAUCUGUAGAAGUGGCCUAUCUUUACAUUGGUCAACUAUGUACUGGAAUAUCUCAAGGAGCGGUUACUUAUGCAGGAAAUGUUUACAUAGCAGAAAGCUUGGCAGCGGAUAAUUUACAUUUUAGAGGUAGCUUGGCGUCGUGGAAUUCAUUGGGAGUGGUUUUUGGCUUAACUAUGACUUACGUUUUAGGAUAUUUUGUACUUUACAAAACUGUAGCUUUAAUUGGAGCUUCGAUCGCGUUAAUAUCAUCGAUACUGGUAUUGGUUUUUAUACCGGAGAGUCCUGCCUGGCUUGAUCAACAAGGCAGGUUCAAAGAGGCUCAUCAAGCUAGAUAUAAAUUGGGUUCCACUCACAAAUCGACAAAUUAUGUGUUCAUUGGCGGUAACGUGAACUCUCAACGAGAUGACCUGUCCUCUUACUUAUUGAAAAUAGCUAGAAAGGAUGUCCACAAGCCACUAUUGAUUACAGUAUUGUACUUCUUUUUCCAACAGUUCUCAGGCACUCAGGUCUACUCUGCUUAUAUGGUGGACGUAAUCAAUGUUAAAUCCUUACCCAUUGAUUCCUAUCUGACCACUCUGAUUUGUGGACUUAUCAUGAUGUUGGGCCAAAUCUCGUAUACUGUUUUCUUACCAAAACUAGGAGUAAGAAAAAUCGCUAUUUUAUCCUCGCUAUUGGCAAGUUUGACCACAUUUAUAUUGGGAUUAUGUAUUCAUUUGAGUGAUACAGAUUCUGAGUAUUCUCACAUCGCUGACUAUAUUCACAUUGUUUCGGUCUGGGCUAAUGUGUUUUUCAGUGCAUUGGGUAUUGCUACGGUUCCUUAUACGAUAUUGGGUGAAAUUUUUCCUACAGAUGCUAAAGGGUUCGCUUCGGUUUCUGUGUUUAGCGAUAGUGUGUUUUAUUUUAUUAAUUUAAUGGUUUUUCCUCGAGCAGUGGUGCUCUCAUCUUAUGGUAUUUUCUAUGUAUAUGGGAUGAUAGGGUUUUUGGCAGUGCCUUUUGUUUAUUAUUGUGUACCAGAAACCGUUGGACGUAGUUUGGAGCAAGUUUCUUAUGACUUUUAUACGUAAAGUGUUGUGAUUUGUGUAAUGUUUUUGGGAUCAGGUUUUUCAUCUAGUCGUUUAAUUAUAAGUAAUGUAUAUCGAGUACAAAUAAAU